AUGCGGCAGCUUCUCAAGUUGCCACAAGUGGUGGUGGUUGGUCCGCAGAGCCACGGCAAAAGCACUGCCCUGGAGAUGCUCGCUGGACUCAACUUCCUACCGCGGGGAAGCGGCAUUGUCACAACGAGGCCCUUUCGGAUCACCAUCCGCUUCAACAAUCGCAUUGUGGAACCGUAUGCUGUGGUCACCUCUAGAGGUGUUUUGUUUCACGCAUGUAGGAAAAUGACGCGGGAACACUUGACGGUCGCGGGCUAA
Messenger RNA from Emiliania huxleyi CCMP1516, 255 nucleotides. RefSeq lists its product as hypothetical. Gene Ontology annotation, molecular function: GTPase activity; microtubule binding; GTP binding. Gene Ontology annotation, cellular component: cytoplasm; membrane; microtubule. NCBI's taxonomy places the organism in Eukaryota, Haptophyta, Isochrysidales, Noelaerhabdaceae. The coding region runs from base 1 to 255 and encodes 84 amino acids. The transcript has a single exon. The record is from RefSeq and is a predicted model, not a curated record.